CACACCAAACGAAAGCCUCGCCCAGUUUGUAUGUGUCCUUGCGAUUACAGUAAAGUCGGCUGUUUCUUCAGUGGAAAAACGCACAUUAUUAAACGUGACAUGUUGCUCGCAUUCCUUCUGCUACCAUGUUUCCUCUGUGGUUCCUUAGGCACAGAGUACGACGUGUGCUAUGGUGGAACUUUUAGAUUUCCCUUCCAGUUUUCACCUCUUACACUCACCGGAAACAUUUACUUCUCUCCGAAGAGCGGCGGCGGCGGCGGCAGGAGGCUAGUCUAUGAAAAUGGCAAGGCAAUGGAGCCACGUUUGCAAGUUACCCCUACAAGUCUUUCAUUGCAACAUGUGACGGAAAAAGACAGUGGCGAAUUCUCAACUCCAAUUAGUGGCUUCUAUUUGGAACGCUUCAAACUGAAGGUUUUAGAAUGUGCCGAGGAGGUGCAGAGAUAUUACCAUGGCACCUAUCGCCUGAAUAUUCCCAGUCAGGCAGAAAUCCUGGAAUUCUCCAAGAUCGACCACGCGGACCUGGAAAUCUUGUGGAAUCGCACUCAAAUCGGAGGUGCAUCCAGGGGGCGGAUGAAGUUUAAUAGCUGGGAAAUGUCAGAGCUUACGCAAGGUGACAGCGGCUACUACAACCUCCGCCAAAAAGACUACACUCUGAUAUCAAGGACAAAACUCAUAGUAACAGAGCACUUGAAUAAUUACCAACCCAAGGAAGACACACACUUGACCCUGCGAUUCCCUGUGAAGUUUACUCCGUGGGACAUCACUUUCAAACCGAUCAUGGAUGACUCGACUCCCAUAAGAGUGAUGCGUUCUGGGCGUAUGAGCAAUAAUUAUGGCUAUUCAGAAGAGCCACAUUUUGAGGAUCGACUUUCAUUGGACACCGGCAGCCUAGAAAUUACUACUGUGAAAGUAGAAGAUUCUGGCGUCUUUGAGUUUCGCGACAAAGACGGCUUCUUGGUGUUUGUGGCCAACUUGGAUGUAGAAGAAGUACACGCCCCUGCGUAUAUUUACGUCAUCUUCUUUGUCGCCAUUGUUGCUGCGCUGGCAAUCUGCUGUUGCUGCAUAAGAAGAUGCUGUUGUAAAAAAAGUGCUUCCAAAACAAACACUCCUCAAAUGACUCCAGCAGCAGCACCAGCACCAGCACCUGCUGUGUAUUACCACGGCACAAAUCAACCCACAGGCCCAAGUUACUCUGCGGCACCACCUCCUGCAACGUACUCCUAUCAGCCUGUGAAUCCUUCUUCUGCACCUACACCUGCCUCCGUCGGGCCACCUGCUUACAACAGAGUGGAUAUCCAUCCAGAUCCAAACCCGACACAGCUUGAGCCUCCUCAAGCUGUGGGUUCCACUGGGCAUUUUGUGGCACCAGCUCCAUCCCUGAUACCGAAUAACCCCACCUCGGACCCCGACCCGAAGUUUGAGGUCAAAGGGCUGCGCUUUUCCUCCAACUUGCCGCUCAACUCCGACUCUACCUUCGCCAAUGUUUACACCUCGGAUAAACUCAACUUCUGAGUGGCCCGCCACCACUCUGAGCAGCUACACUACAGGUGCGAAUCACAAGGCGCAUGCUGGCUAUCAGACAAAGAAAACAUCGGCUCCUCAGGUUGAUCUUUUAAGUGUGUGUGUGUGUGUGGGGGGGGGGGGGAUCAUGCACUGUCAUCAGUAUUCAUUUGUUUUUGUCAUGCCUUUGCUAUCUGGCAUUUACAGACCUAUAAAGGUCAUCAUGUGCAAAAAACAAACCCGGUAGCAUAGCAUGGGUGACCAAAGGUUGAUGAAAUCUCAAAGAAUAAUAGGCAGGGGCAUUUGACUCAAUUGGAAUAAUUGACCAAUGGUAAAACAAUCAAUUAUUGCCAUUUUUUAUAUUUGAAUAGGAUCUGAGAAAAAUAAUGCCGCUUUGAGUAAAUCAGCGGUGUCAAACUCAUUUUUGUCGCGGGCCGCAUCAUAGUCAUGGUUUCCCUCGUCAGGCCAUUAUGAUUGUCAACGUCUUCCAUUCCAGUAUAGACUACAAAAUAAACUGAUGAAUAACUAGUUUUGAAAUCAGAGACUAGUAAAAAAUGCUCAAAUAUUUUAAAAAGAUGAAUGGUAAUACAAAUUGCAAGCAAUAUCUACAAAAAUCUUUUCAAGUGUAAUUUUAGUAAUGACACAAAUUUGAUGCAAAAUUUGUCUUCGCGAGCCACAUAAAAUAAUGUGGCGGGCCGUAUUUGACCCCCAGGCCUUGAGUUUGACACCUCUUGAGUAAAGUAUUUGUAUAGCGUAAAUGUAGCUCAACUCAGUAGGUCAUAUUUUGGCUUGUCGAGACAGCCAACUUUCUCAAUAGCUUCUAGAUACGAUAAACUAUCAACAAUCUAUGCAUUUCUUUAAGGGGUAGUGUGUGAAUGGCGAAUUGUAUAUUUGGAUGGAUCAAUGACUACGGCAUUUGUGACAAAUGCAAUGCACUUACUUCAACACUUAGAUGUGACUAAACACCACAUACUGCCCCUUUAACAAUGAUUUAUUACAUCCAUCUUUAUGCCAUCCACACACUUGGGGAGAGAAAGUUUGGGGUUAGACCUUUGAAGCAACAGCAAGUAAAACAUGCACAGAAUGACUCCACUGCCGUAUACAAUUCGUUAAAAACAUCCCUUUCACAAUUAUAUGGGUACAUGUAAAAGAGAAAGGGAGAGAAAAUCAGUAGCGUCAGCCCAUUAGUGCAGUCAUCUUUGAACAUGUGCAUUUAAUCCCUAAAACCAUAGCAUUUCAUCAUCUCUCUCAGCCACUAGGGGGUGGGCCUCGGGUUCAGUCAUCCUUCCUGUCCUUCAAUAAACAAAGCACGAGUCCCGCUUAAUCUAAUUUGCAUGUUUUUGGAAUGUGAGAGGAAGUCAGGGAACCCGGAAUAAACCUGGCAAGCCUAUAGAGAAGAUGCAAAUUCCACAUAGGAAGGCGGAAACUGAGAUUCAAACCCAAAACCACUCGACUGUGAGGCUGAUGUGUUUAACCAUGAGGAUAACUAUACUGCCGCCUUUGUGUUCAUGUCGUCGUUAAAUGUAUCGAGUGAGUUCUAUUACCUAUAUGGUGCAGUGCAUAUGUUGCUUGAAUAUAUAAUGUACAUGUUCAUGUUAACUUUUGAUGUCUCAGGCCACAUCGACUGAGCUCAUUUUAGAAAAUGGCUCUCAAGUUGACCUUAGCACCCAGGGAACACGCUGCACUCAACCAGACAAACAAAACACUUUUAAUAUGUGCAUUUCGUUGUUCUAUGUGUGCCUUUGGCAUAAAUUGCUUGUGCAAUCUUCAUUUUCCCGUUGGAAAAUUAUGACUCAUACAAUAUUACGUAGGCUCUUAUUGAUUUGUUUCACGUGUAUCACAACUUUUUCUUUGAAUAUUUUGUCAUUGUGGAACAAAUGUAAAAGGUGUAUUUUUGAUAGUUUGAACAUUACAAUGUUUUUAAGUCAAAAGCAAAAUCCUCCCAUUCAUAGGACCAAUGUUUCUCAACCAAAUCAACAAUAUUUGUGCCUAAUUUUCUAACAAACUGAUGAACAUUUUCUAUUGAGUCAGUUUCCUUUAUAAUCACUUUAUGAACAAGAGAGCUGUUUUAAAGCCGUCAUCUUCAAUUAACAAGCAUAUGAUGCUUAAUUAAGGCCUUGUGUGAACAGGAAACACCCAACUUUAAAUUUAGGGUGAUCAUACUACCUCAUGUUUGGAAGCAGUUUUACUUUUUUUUUUUUUUAACCAGAGCCAAAACUCAAGCCUUGCUGCCUCAUGUCGAAAUGUCGUAGGCACUCCGAAUCAUGUUACCCGUAUGUCUUAUGGAAUUCUGCUUUUUGCGCUUGUGUCACGUUUGAUGCAAUUAUCUUCAAAUGUACUCAAGAUUGCUAUUUUGCUCAUGGACUGUAGUUUUUAUUUGCUCGAGAUCGUUUUAUAAAAACGUUUCAUGGCAAAACGUGUAUCUAACAUUGUGUGCAUUAAAGCUACUAACGCCUGUAUUGUUCAAAACUGGUUUCACUGGCUGGCAAAAUUGGUUGUGAAUGCUGUUAUGAAUAAAAAUAAUCACACUCUCGAUAAUUUA
Molecule: messenger RNA, 4042 nt
Organism: Syngnathus typhle (broad-nosed pipefish)
Lineage: Eukaryota; Metazoa; Chordata; Actinopteri; Syngnathiformes; Syngnathidae
Product: wu:fc21g02
Exons: 10
Coding region: 31-1512 (493 amino acids)
Source: RefSeq, a predicted model, not a curated record